AUGUACACCUUCCGAUAUCUCCCCUUGCUCUGCUCGCUGGUCACUGCGCAACUGCGCCCUCAAUGGGUCCAUUUUGACAGUGAUGGCAUUUCGAUUGCAGCUCACCUCUACAUUCCGCCGAGCAACUCUACCUGGAACACCUCGCGACCAGCAAUUGUGGUCGGCCAUCCCCACGGCAGUGUGAAAGAGCAGAGCUCUGGCCUCUAUGCUCGUCAGAUCGCCGAACGCACCGGGUUCGUGACUCUUGCGUUCGACGCCGCCUAUCAAGGCGAGAGUGGCGGCCUGCCACGAUACCUCGAAGACCCGUAUCAACGUGCCAACGAUGUUCGGAACGCGGUCACCUACUUGGCUACCCUAGACGUGGUCAACGCGACCCGCAUCGGCGCACUGGGUGUGUGUGCCUCGGGCGGAUAUGUGCCCUUCGCCGCGCAGACAGACGAGCGCAUCCGCGCGGUCGCCACCGUCAGCGGCAUCGACCUGGGCACCCUCUACUCCGAAGGAUUCGGCAACUACGGCGGAUCGGUGCAACCCGGACUCCGCGACGAGCUCCUUGAAGCCGGACGACAGCGGAUCCGCGAAGCCGAAGGCGCGCCGCCCAACCUCACGCGUAUCUUCCCACAAACUGCCGCCGAUGUGACCUCCGAUCUGCCGGUGUUCUACCAGCAGUCGUACGACUACUACCAGACCCCGCGGGGCCAUGUGGAAACAGCGCCGAACUGGCAUCUCUGGCGCAGCAUUGAUUUGAUUGCGACGUAUCGGUCCUACGCCUUCAUGGACUUGAUCUCGCCGCGGCCGCUAUUGAUGAUUGCCGGGUCCGAGGCUGACACGCUGUAUUUUACCCAGGCUGCCAUAGAUCGAGCACAAGAACCGAAGGAGAUGUAUGUUAUCCCGGGGAUGACGCACAUCGACCUGUAUGACCAUACCAGUGAGAGUACCCCCAAGCUGGUGGAGUUUUUCACGGCGAAUUUGUAA
Messenger RNA from Aspergillus bombycis, 972 nucleotides. Its product is annotated as alpha/beta hydrolase. The transcript has a single exon. The coding region runs from base 1 to 972 and encodes 323 amino acids. Gene Ontology annotation, molecular function: hydrolase activity. NCBI's taxonomy places the organism in Eukaryota, Fungi, Ascomycota, Eurotiomycetes, Eurotiales, Aspergillaceae. The record is from RefSeq and is a predicted model, not a curated record.